GUGCCAUAUUUCUCAAGCAACAAUAAUUUUUAAAAUGUGCCAAGCAGUGUAUUUAGGUUUGAUGGCAGUGGCACUCAGUCUCGCAACAGGUGCCACCCAUGCAUCUGUCAGGGUGGCGAGGCAGGCGAGCGCCGAGAGGUCGCUGGGUCUCCCGAGCAACUCCUCCUCCGUCAGGCAGAACAUCCGGGACACUUUCAGCUGCGACGGACUCUCCUACGGUUACUACGCGGACGUGGACAACGACUGCCAGAUCUUCCACAUCUGCUACCCGUACCUGCAGGGCGAUGGAUCCACACAGAUGUUCAAGUGGUCUUUCAUUUGUCCAGAACAGACGAUCUUCAACCAGGAGACGCUGACGUGCACGAGGCCGGAGGACGCCGUUCCCUGCGAGGAGGUGGCGUCCUUCUACUUCGUCAACGGCGCCUUCGGGAAAGUGGACGAGCCAUUCAGUAAAAACGAGAUUUAGGCCUACCGUGGCACCCUCCGAGGCACUGGGCGGCUCUCGGCAGGUGUCAACUCUGUGGGUAGUCACGACGACUAUGUGUGCCAGAUUUAUUAUUAAUUUUAUUGCUGUCUCUUGUUUUGUAGUGUUUUUUUUAAUGUAUAAAUGUUUCUGUGUAUCUUU
Messenger RNA from Penaeus vannamei (Pacific white shrimp), 625 nucleotides. The record is from RefSeq and is a predicted model, not a curated record. NCBI's taxonomy places the organism in Eukaryota, Metazoa, Arthropoda, Malacostraca, Decapoda, Penaeidae.